Messenger RNA from Serpula lacrymans var. lacrymans S7.9, 1275 nucleotides. RefSeq lists its product as uncharacterized. Gene Ontology annotation, molecular function: metal ion binding. The transcript has 5 exons. Gene Ontology annotation, cellular component: mitochondrion. NCBI's taxonomy places the organism in Eukaryota, Fungi, Basidiomycota, Agaricomycetes, Boletales, Serpulaceae. Bases 1 to 1275 code for a protein of 424 amino acids. The record is from RefSeq and is a predicted model, not a curated record.
AUGCUUGCUGCAAGAGCGUCGGCCGCACGCAAUGCGUCGCGUAUAGCGCGCAACUUUGCUACCGUCGUUGACACCGCUGGCGUGAAGGUUGCGGCGGUAGACAACGGACAACCCACCUCGGCCGUCACGUUCCUCAUCAAAGCUGGAAGCAGAUAUGAGACUAAACCUGGUGUUGCUCAUGCACUGAAAAACUUUGCUUUCAAGAGCACUGCCAAACGAUCGGCUUUAGGAACAGUCCGAGAGAGCGAACUUUACGGUGGUGUUCUUUCUUCGAGCUUGUCUCGGGAGCACCUGGCUUUGACUGCAGAGUUUUUGCGAGGUGACGAGCCCUUCUUCGUGGACCUCAUUUCAUCAUUCAUUACUUCUGGAAAAUACCUUCGUCAUGAGUACGACGAAUACGUUGUCCCAGUGGUCGAGGCUGAGAGCCAAGCUGCUUCCUCGGACUCUGCAACGCUCGCUGUCGAGGCCGCUCAUGCACUUGCCUUCCGUUCCGGGCUUGGUUCGUCAAUUUUUGCUUCACCACACCACGCCAUUACCACCGAGGAAAUCAAGUCAUAUGCUUCGUCAGUAUUCAGCAAGGGCAACAUUGCUGUGGUCGGUACAGGCAUCGACCAGUCGACGCUUGCCAAGCUGGUUGAAAAAUCCCUUGCGUCUGCCGCGUCCUCCGUAGCUCCUGCUACUUCUCCAUCGUCUUACUUUGGUGGCGAGACACGCAUACAAUCGCACGGCGGCCUUCAGACGGUCUUUAUUGGCUUUGGUACAACUGGCCCAGCUGACCCUGCACUUUCUGUGCUGUCUGCCUAUCUGUCGCCUCAGCCCUCGGUGAAGUGGUCUCAGGGUCUUUCACCCAUUUCCACUAGUAUCCCUGCAGGAACAUCCGUUCAAACUGUGCUUCUGCCAUACUCGGAUGCAACGCUCUUUGGUCUUCUAGUUCAAGGUUCGACUGCCCAGGGCGUUAAAGAGGCUGCAACAGUUGCAACAAAAGCACUCAAAGAGUCGGCUGGCGUGAAGGGCGACGAGCUGCAGACGGCUAUAGCAAAAGCCAAGUUCAGCGCUGCUAGUGCCCUGGAUGGUAGAGAGGGUAUCGUAAACACCUUGGCUGCAAAGAUUUUCUCCGGCUCUGAGACCUCCAUCGAAUCCACUAUUUUGGCACUGGACAAAGUAGACGCAGCUGCUUUCUCCAAGGUUGUUUCCUCCAUCGUCAAGGGGAAGCCUACUUAUGUGGCUGUCGGUGAUAUACACGCACUGCCGUUCUCUGAUGAAAUUGGGCUUUGA